AUGGACCCCGCCGCUCCCCCCCCGAAACGCCGCGGCCCCGCUCGCUUGGCCGAUCCGCGGCCUCUCUUCGAGGACACGAGCGCUACCGGGGCUUCACCGGGCCGCGGUUUCGGGGCCCCGCCGCCGCCUUCGGCCUCGCCUUCCUCCUCCUCUUCGUCGUCGCCGCCGUUCCCCGGGGCCGGGGCGUUCCUGAGCGAGCCCGUGUCCUCGCUGGCCGCCGCCUACGGCAGCAGCCUGGCCUCGCAUGUGGAGGGGAACCCAGAUAAAAAUUCCAAUUUUUUUGUGUUUUUUUCCAGGAUGAUCGUGGGGCUCGUGGCCGGGCUGCUCCUGGGCAGGGUCGGGUAUUACGUGGCCCUCAGCUGGUGCUGCCUCAGCAUUUUUAUCUUUAUGAUCCGGACGCUGAGGCUGAAGCUGCUGUCGGAGGCGGCGGCCGAGGGCGUCCUGGUGCGCGGGGCCAAGAAUCAGCUGCGCAUGUACCUGACCAUGGCCAUCGCUGCUGCCCAGCCCCUCUUCAUGUACUGGCUCACCUUCCACCUGCUCAGGUGAGCAGGGAUCCCCCUCCCCACAAUUCCCUGAAGGAAAAAAAAAAAAAUCCCCAAAUUCCAGAGUUU
This is a messenger RNA of Sturnus vulgaris (Common starling), 611 nucleotides long. Lineage: Eukaryota; Metazoa; Chordata; Aves; Passeriformes; Sturnidae. The record is from RefSeq and is a predicted model, not a curated record.